UUCGGAAGUUCCCCAUAAUAAAUGGCGGAUUGUAUCAGAAAGAAGUAAAAAUGUUGUUAUUGGAGCCUGUAAAGGCUGCUAUCUGGGAUUCAUUAAAUCAUUAUGCCUAUGCUGAUGCAACAUUCUUAGCAGAAAGACUGUUUGCUGAAGUCUCUAACAAUGAAGCCCUGUACCUGCUUGCCACAUGUUACUACAGAUCUGGACAUAUAAUGCAGGCCUAUGGUCUACUCCAGAAACAGGGCUGCCCCACUCCACAGUGUAAAUACCUCAUGGCACGCUGUUGUAUGGAUAUAGGGAAAUUAUCUGAAGCUGAAGAAGUUCUGACAGGGAAUAUAUUCUCUAAAGCAAAAAGUGUGGAUGAAAUAGAAACAGAGUUUGGGAGCAUGUCCUGUCAUGCUCUCUCUAUUCUUGGUGCUAUUUUUAGUAAAACAGAAAGAAUUUCAAAAGCUGCCGAGUGUUACAAGAAAUCUCUUAAAUUAAAUCCACUAUUGUGGUCAGGAUUUGAAAGGUUGUGUUCACUAGGUGACAAAUCUGAUCCAGUUCAAGUCUUUCAAGCUCCUACUCAGAGUCAGUCCACACCGGUCAUGCAGUUGACAGAAGUACCUAGCACUGUGACAACCUCCACUACCGUCAAGGCCCCGAUCCCCAUUCUGAAGGUCACUGAUGUCCUUACCCCGGUGUUAGACGGCCCCCAAGCUUGUACAGAGGUCGACACAAAUGUCCUAGAAACCCCUCAGCCCUUGCCCCCUUCUGUCUCCCAAAUCUCAGUCACCCCCGAGAAUUUCCUUGAGGAAGCCCCUGCCAACAUCUUCGGUUGUCCGCGCACAAAGAAGAAAGUCAAGCCUCGCACUGAGAAUGUGAUGAUGAGUGACCAGUCAGUCCAGAAAACCCUCUUUCACAGUCCUCUUACACCCAGUUUUGGUCUUUUACCAAUCACUCCCUCAGCAGAUCAACCACGGGUUGGUUUGCCCUUUUUUACUCCAUCCCCUCCAGUCAACUGCCAGGCAGACCUUCAGGCUCCAAAAAAGCCAGUAACUAGAAGAAAUCAGAAUGCACUGCCAAUAAAGCCUCCAGUAUUUAAUGUCAACAAUGGGACUAACAACACGAGAGAACCAACCUCAGCCUCCAACAAUGCCUCAAGGGAACCAGCUGUAGGAAUUCAGAACAAUCCGCCUCCAGUCAGAAGAAGUUCACGAUUGUUUGGUAGUAAUAACUCUAGUUCUGUAAAGGAAAAUAACAAAAGCCAGGGAAAUAAAUCAAGGUUUCAGUCGACUCGAACCCUAGGAAGGAAAUCUAAAACAAAGAACACUAAAUCUCAAGAGCUCAGUAUCGAGAGGAAGCCCGAGUUAGACAUCAAACCGGUGAUCAACCCUGAGGUUCCAACACAGACAGAGAUAUUCCAAAUGCAGCAACAGUCACUUACGGGUAUACUAAACCUUUUGCAAUGCAUUGGACGGGCUAUUCAGGCAUUAUCACAGUUUGAGUGUAAAAAGGCCAUAGAGACAUUUCAAGAACUACCUUUGCACCAGUACAAUACUGGCUUUGUGCGGAGUAAGAUUGGCAGAGCAUAUUUUGAACUGGCAGAUUAUUCCCAGGCGGAGAAAUACUUUUCUGAUAUGAGGCUGCAAGAACCCUAUUACUUUGAGGGCAUGGAGAUAUACAGUACUGCUUUGUGGCAUCUCCAGAAGGAAGUGGAGCUAUCUGCACUAGCUCAGGAGUUAUCUGAUCUGGACAAAAAUUCGCCACAGGCAUGGUGUGUUACUGGAAACUGUUUUAGUUUACAAAAAGAACAUGACACAGCAAUUAAAUUUUUCCAGAGGGCCAUCCAGAUUGACAGUGGAUUUGCCUAUGCCUACACUUUAUUGGGUCAUGAGUAUGUGUUUACUGAAGAACUGGAUAAGGCCAUGUCCUGCUUUAGGAAUGCCAUUCGAGUUGACUCAAGGCAUUAUAAUGCAUGGUAUGGUGUUGGAAUGAUUUAUCAAAAACAAGAGAAAUUUAGUCUGGCAGAAGUUCACUUCAGGAAAGCCCUUAGUAUCAACCCCAAGAGUCCUGUCCUUCUCUGUCAUAUAGGAGUUGUUCAACAUGCGCAACAGAAAUCAGAGAAGGCACUUAUAACCCUAAAUAAUGCUAUUUCCAUUGAGCCUAAAAACCCACUGUGUAGAUUCCACAGAGCCUCUAUCCUCUUCUCCAGUGAUAAACACAAGGAGGCCUUAACAGAAUUAGAGCAAUUAAAACAGAUUGUCCCUAAAGAAUCUCUCGUAUAUUUCCUCAUUGGGAAGGUUCAUAAAAAACUGGGUAAUACACAUUUGGCAUUAAUGAACUUUUCAUGGGCAAUGGAACUUGAUCCCAAAGGUAUCAAUAACCAAAUCAAGGAAGCCAUCGACAAACGCUAUGCCACAGAUGAAGACGAGAGUCAGAUAGAUGAUUCUGUUUUACUGAGAAUGGAGGAGCAUGUUGAUGAAGCUUCGGGAGAAUUUCAGUUACAUGCCACAGAAAGCGAUGAAAGUUUAUGAUAAUCAACCGUAGGAGAAAGG
Magallana angulata is the source of this 2534-nucleotide messenger RNA. Its product is annotated as cell division cycle protein 27 homolog. Lineage: Eukaryota; Metazoa; Mollusca; Bivalvia; Ostreida; Ostreidae. Gene Ontology annotation, molecular function: protein binding. The coding region runs from base 51 to 2513 and encodes 820 amino acids. The transcript is spliced from 20 exons. Gene Ontology annotation, biological process: cell division. The record is from RefSeq and is a predicted model, not a curated record.